Messenger RNA from Cantharellus anzutake, 397 nucleotides. RefSeq lists its product as uncharacterized. The transcript has a single exon. NCBI's taxonomy places the organism in Eukaryota, Fungi, Basidiomycota, Agaricomycetes, Cantharellales, Hydnaceae. Bases 140 to 361 code for a protein of 73 amino acids. The record is from RefSeq and is a predicted model, not a curated record.
GGGUUGGGUCAUGGUAGUAAAUAAUUCACGGUGGACCAUGCAUUAUUCCAGGCAUAAGCCAGCGAUUUCAGCAAUAUCUUUUACAUGGAGUGGGUAAUCCAUGCAAAUGCAGUGUGCAUGCAUCAGGAUGCCGAGUUAAAUGAAGAAACAAAUCAGAAUCCCACUUGUCAUUGUCAUCUGUUCAUCUCCGACCGUACUAUGCAAUCGACGGGAUCUUACCCAUUUGCUUGCUACUGAUACGAGAAAUACUACCAGAACUCCCUUUCUUUGGGCUACCCCUUGCCGUGUCAACACUUGGCUCAUAUAUUUCAGGUGGACUAGGAUAUUUAGUCGGGCGAUUAGGAUUAUCGCCCAUAUGUGAUGGAUCGACUUGAGAUCGCAUGACAGUUUCAGCGAU